AUGUCUAAUUUGACACACAGGUAUUCCCGCCGCGGUGUUCGGUCCAGGCUGACGUAUAGCUCUUCCUCUCCGACGGCCGCUUGCUCGGAGUCGCUAAGCUUGGCCACCCAGUGCCAGGACGAAACACUUGGCGCCCACCGUGGGGCAGAGCUCCUAGCUCAGAUCGCCGAACUCCAAGCGGAGGUGCGGAGGAUAGCCGAACUAUCCAAUGGAAAACACGAAGGAGAAAGCUCUAAGAGCUUGGCGCAGGGCAAUACAGAUCCCCUGAACAUCACUCCACCAAAGGAGAAGUUCACGAUCGAGAACCCUUUUUCCGACGAAAUCACUAAGUUCCAGAUGCCGAAAAAUUUUGUAUUACCUACAGCGCUGGAACCAUACAAGGGGUUCGGUGACCCCCGAGCUCAUAUCAAAAAGUUUCAAUCCAUGAUGUUCUUUAAUGGCGCUAAUAAUGAGCCUGUGCUUUGCCGAGCUUUUCCUACUUACCUUGAUGGUGUUGCACUACUGUGGUUUUCUAAACUGUCUGCAGGUUCGAUCUCCUCCUUUGAGGAGCUGGCGAGAUCCUUUAUUGACUAUUUUGCUGCAUCAAGAAUUUAUGUCCAUGGAUCAGACUACCUAGGCAUAAUCAAACAAGGCCAACAUGAGAGCUUAAAGAAUUACAUGACCAGGUUUUCCGAGGCUACAAUGGAGAUCCAAGACUUAGAUCCGGCUGUCCACCUCCACGCCCUCAAGGCCGGCCUCCGACCAGGCAAAUUCCGAGAAACCAUUGCGAUAACAAAAUCAAAAACACUAGAGGAGUUCCGAGAGAGAGCUGCGGGUCAAAUGGAGAUUGAAGAGCUCCGCGAGGCACAAAAGCCGGACAGACAACCACAAAGGAGGGAUGAGGAGAAAACAUUCCGAUCACCAGGCAACAAGGAUACAAAGAAGCCUUUCAAGCUCACACCAAAGUACAACACAUAUACCAGAUUCAAUACCAGGAGAGAAAACAUCAUAAAAGAGAUUCUGAAUGCCAAAAUCGUGAAGCCACCAGCUCGGGCAGGAAACAACCAAGACCAAAGGUUUGUGGAUAGAAGCAAGCAUUGCGCCUUCCAUCAGAAAUUUGGCCACACCACGGACAACUGCAUUGUCGCGAAAGACCUCCUAGAAAGACUGGCGCGACAAGGACUUCUCGACAAAUACGUCGAGAGCCAGAAAGUCAAAAGAACAAGUUCGAACAGGGAGAAGAACAAACAAACAGUGACAGACAAGAACAAAAAAGAGUAG
This is a messenger RNA of Arachis ipaensis, 1260 nucleotides long. NCBI's taxonomy places the organism in Eukaryota, Viridiplantae, Streptophyta, Magnoliopsida, Fabales, Fabaceae. The record is from RefSeq and is a predicted model, not a curated record.